Messenger RNA from Periconia digitata, 3610 nucleotides. The record is from the annotation of a GenBank genome assembly. NCBI's taxonomy places the organism in Eukaryota, Fungi, Ascomycota, Dothideomycetes, Pleosporales, Periconiaceae.
UAAAUUUUGGUUGCGUUCUUGUAAGUCGAAUUUCCUGUCCCGAUGCGCACCACAACACCCCGCCAUGGACGACCCCCCACCCGGACACAAGACGGCCGCGGCCAAACUCGUGCGUCUCAAACGGUCCAAAACAGACCUGAGCGACGUGGAAACUGUUGAUCCGGAUCUGAGCGCUCAUGGGCAAUCUUUUCUGCCUGGCCAGUGGCCAAAGCAGGAUGCCUCUGCGCGCAAGAGACCCCGACGACGUGGCUUUUCAUUAAACAAGCUGACAGCAUCUUUAGGACUGCACAAGCCUUCCCGGAAGUCCACCCAGAAACCGAGUAUCUCGAAACCUAUCGUCGAUUUCCAGAAUCCCAUUACUCUACCAUCCUCGAGCUUCGAACUAGGUCGUAUCUCCCUUGCGCCGCACCGUCCCCAUCUCGUACACGCGAACUCGAGCCCUGCCCGCACUUGCCCACCAAGAUCUGACUCGCCCCAAUCUUCAGGAUUGAUCAGACGUGAAGGGUCGGUGAACGGCCUUGACCGCCAUUCUAGGGCAGAUAAAACAUCAAGACUUGUAACAAUGGACCCGACGCGCUUAAGCCUGCAGCCGCCGGCCAACGGCACCAAGCUGCGCGCAAGGCAACAAGCGCAAGAAAUGCAGAUCCUUGUCUCCGAGCGUGCUAGACGUAGCGGAGAAGACCCGCCGCCAUACGAAUUUUUCGAGCUUAUUGGCAGAGGUUCAUUCGGCCGUGUGUUCAAAGGUGCUGAUCGAAAAACUGGGGAGACGGUUGCGAUCAAGAUUCUCGACAUUGACAGUUCCGAUUACAUUGAGAGAAGUCAAGACCAGCUUUCGACUACCUUGAAGGAGAUCAGCAUCCUUCAACAAUUGAAGAACAGCAAAGCUCGACCUUACGUCAAUGUCAUUAUGGAGGCCCUCCCCGUUCAUAACGAGCUUUGGAUCAUCAGCGAAUACGCUAGCGGUGGUAGCGUCAGUACAUUAAUGAAGCCCACGGCGAACCAAGGACUAGAGGAGAAAUUCAUCAUUCCAAUCGCACGGGAGCUAGCGCUGGCACUGAAAUACACCCAUGAAAUCGGUAUCCUGCACAGAGAUCUCAAGUGCGCGAACAUCUUAAUCCUUGAGGAUGGCAGUGUGCAGCUUUGCGAUUUCGGUGUUUCUGGCAUCGUCGAGGCUCGACAAGCCGAGCCUUCCAAAAGAUUCAGUGUACACGGCACGCCGCAUUGGCUUGCUCCAGAGCUGAUCCCGCCACUCAUCAAUAACGAAUUCGAGACUGAGGUCCCAUAUGGGGCUGAGGUUGACAUUUGGGCUUAUGGGUGCACCAUCUAUGAGAUGGCUACGGGAAGGCCGCCAAACGCCACAACAGCAGCAGCCAGUCUGCCAAACGCACCUUUGCCGAGCCUUGACGGAGAUAGGUAUUCAGAAGAUCUGAAGGAUUUUGUUGCGUUUGUGUUUCACCGUGACCCCGAUGAGCGCCCCACUACGGACGAGAUACUUGGACACCCCUUUCUGGCCAACUCUACCAAAAUGUACCCGACCGUUAUGCUCGUCAAGUUAGUGGAAGAUUAUACUCAGUGGGAACGUGCUGGCGGUAACCGUGUAUCACUAUUCGACCCGCGGGCCGGAGCUAUGGCACCUGAUCCACUGGCUCCAGAGGACGACGACGAUGAUGAUUGGACGUUCAGUACCAGUGACGAAUUUGAGACAAGAUUAUCAAGGGCGUUUCCAGAACACUUUGCUAUGCCCGUUCAAAGUCAAGACGGCAUGGCUCCAGUGGAUGAUGGGGACAGAAUGGCAAAGUUGCUGGCAAAUUUCAAAGAAGAGGGCAUCAGACGAGGAGGACAGGGACUAGGUCGGUUGUUCGAUAUGAAUGCCGCCCCUUACAAAUUCAGCGUCGACGACGGCGGUAACGGUCGACCACCAUCGGAUCUAGUACUUCGCAACAGCGACUGGCCCAUUGCGCCUAAUCGAGAAACUGUGAUCGAUCUGGACUUCGCAGCACCUUCGAUUGCUAUGGAACCUAGCAUUGACUUGGAUGAGGUGCCCAAUCUAAAAGCAAAUCGCAUGCACAAGGUCAUCCGUGAGGCGCAGAUGGAGGACGAAGAGUUUGAUGCUUUCGACAUGGAUGAAAUGACGAAACGUGCUACACGAGACUUUAAAUAUCCACCUGAGGACAGAGACCUUGGACCAAGACCACCUACGAUGGAAUGGAAGUUACCCUUGCAGAGAGACAGUGUCAGACCACCCACGAUGGACUGGACGUUUAGCAUGGCGGGAGAGACUGCUAGGCCACUUACGAAGGAAUGGAGGGCCUCUAAAAACGAUGAACGACUGAAUCGUCAGACUAAAGAUUUCCAGUUCCCGCCGAAACCGAACCGCAAAACACGCGAAUGGACAUUCAGUGCAGCCAUAGCUGAGGCAAAUUACAAUCAACGAGAUUCUCGUCGCGAGACAAGAGAUUGGAAAAUGCCAAUAGCUGUUCCAGAACAUAAUGUCGAUCGCAAGACCCAAGACUUUGUCUUCCCUAGAAGUGAGACAGUGGAGGAUGAUCGCGAACAGGCCCAGCACGUCAAAUCUUCCCCCACGCUUGAAUCCGAUUUCCGACCCACUCUGAGGCAUGCUUCGACUGAGCCGGUUGGGUCAUUUGACGAUUAUCCCCGCGUGGACUCUACUCCCAAUUCUCCACUCCGAACUUCCAUGAUUGACCUCGACAUGGCCAAUAUCGACGACUAUAGACCUCCAUCAGCAGGAUCUGCCUCGACGACAAUUCGCACAGCUAUGUCUGAGCAGUUGAACGAAAAUCCUUUCAAUUUGGAAGACCAGGUUCAGCUAUCUGAGAACAACAACCGCGCAUCCUACCAUACAAAGUCUCAAUCGGAGCCUAACCAGGCGAUCCCAGGAUUGUUGACCCCCCAAACCUUUGAUGAGCAGGGCCAGCCUACGAACUUGGAUUCACAUCAUCAAAAUUUGCACGCGCGUGGCUUGUCUUCUGUCUCACAAAUACAGACUCAACUUAGACCCCCAGUCGCAACGAACGGUAUCACACAUCGUCCGAGACAGCGCUCACAGGCGCAAGUCUGGGAGGGCUGGUCGCACUCGGCUGCAUAUGGCACCGGCAGCGAUGAAUCACCGCCAGCAAGUGUCGUUACGGACACCUCCAUCGACGACGAAGACAUUGACGAAGCCUGGGAUGUUCUGGAAAAGCAAAUGUUGUUCCGAAACCAAUAUCACAUCCCCAGCACGCAUCAUGCUUCCGCCUCCCGUGACGAAGGCGUACACUACUCCGAUGUCGACAACACCGACUACGAGGACCCUGCCCGCCACAUUCGUGUAUCUCUCGGUCCUAACGGAAAACCACUAGUGGAGUUCCCGAUUCCGCGCGGUCCAGACCCUGAGGCGCUCCUCGGUCUCAAUAGUAUCGGCGACGGGAGUGCCAAACUCCAGGACGCACUCUGGAAGAGCGCAGUGGAGAUGAGGGAUGGUUUGAGAGCUUGCCGAGACUUGAUGAAAGCGAUGCGCCUAGUAGAGGGCGUUGACGAAGAUGAUGCAAAUGUGAAUGGUAAUAGCAUCGACAUUUCUGCGACCGUUAGGUUGAGUAGGAAUGAUCGAUAA